This is a messenger RNA of Meriones unguiculatus (Mongolian gerbil), 7141 nucleotides long. It is a transcript of the gene Slk, whose product is annotated as STE20 like kinase. Bases 176 to 3877 code for a protein of 1233 amino acids. Gene Ontology annotation, molecular function: ATP binding; protein binding; protein serine/threonine kinase activity. Gene Ontology annotation, biological process: protein phosphorylation. The transcript has 19 exons. NCBI's taxonomy places the organism in Eukaryota, Metazoa, Chordata, Mammalia, Rodentia, Muridae. The record is from RefSeq and is a predicted model, not a curated record.
GGCGGCCGCGCGCCCCCCUCAGCGCCCGGAGCCCGCUCGCCGCCCCGCCUUCUCCGGGGAGCGCCGGGCGGGAGCGGCCCGGACCCCGGGCUCGCGCGGGAGACGACGCGCCGCAAACUUUGCCUUGUAUUGUUCCUAGCCCUUGAAGUGCGAGGGACUGUGUUGGGCAGGAAAAAUGUCCUUCUUCAAUUUCCGUAAGAUCUUCAAGUUGGGCAGCGAGAAGAAGAAGAAGCAGUACGAACACGUGAAGAGGGACCUGAACCCCGAGGACUUUUGGGAGAUUAUAGGAGAACUGGGCGAUGGAGCCUUUGGGAAAGUGUAUAAGGCCCAGAAUAAAGAGACCAAUGUUUUAGCUGCUGCAAAGGUGAUUGACACCAAAUCUGAAGAAGAACUUGAAGAUUAUAUGGUUGAGAUUGACAUAUUAGCAUCUUGUGAUCAUCCAAACAUAGUCAAGCUUCUAGAUGCCUUUUAUUAUGAGAACAAUCUUUGGAUCCUCAUUGAAUUUUGUGCAGGGGGAGCAGUAGAUGCUGUGAUGCUUGAACUUGAAAGACCAUUAACUGAAUCCCAAAUCCAAGUAGUUUGCAAGCAGACUUUAGAGGCAUUGAGUUACUUACAUGACAAUAAAAUUAUCCACCGAGAUCUGAAAGCUGGCAAUAUUCUUUUUACCUUAGAUGGAGACAUUAAAUUGGCGGAUUUUGGAGUAUCAGCUAAAAACACCAGGACAAUUCAAAGGAGGGAUUCCUUUAUUGGCACACCGUAUUGGAUGGCUCCUGAAGUAGUCAUGUGUGAGACAUCAAAGGACAGACCAUAUGACUACAAAGCUGAUGUUUGGUCCCUGGGUAUUACUUUAAUAGAAAUGGCUGAGAUUGAGCCACCUCACCAUGAGUUAAAUCCAAUGCGAGUGCUGCUAAAAAUAGCAAAAUCUGAGCCCCCAACAUUAGCACAGCCAUCAAAAUGGUCUUCAAAUUUUAAGGACUUUCUAAAGAAGUGCUUGGAAAAGAAUGUGGAUGCCCGGUGGACUACAUCGCAGCUGUUACAGCAUCCUUUUGUUACUGUUGAUUCCAACAAACCAGUACGAGAAUUGAUUGCUGAGGCAAAGGCUGAAGUAACAGAAGAGGUUGAAGAUGGCAAAGAGGAAGAUGAAGAUGAUGAAACAGAAAAUGCUCUGCCAAUACCUGCAAAUAAGCGUGCCUCCUCUGAUCUCAGUAUUGCCAGCUCUGAGGAAGAUAAACUUUCACAAAAUGCUUGUGUUUUGGAAUCUGUGUCAGAAAGAACAGAACACAGUACUUCUGGGGAUAAAUUUAGCAAAAACGUUCAUAAUGAAAAACCUACUACUGACGAACCUGACACGAUUGUGGAGGGUAUUGAUGAGCAUGCAGAUGAUACUAACUUAGAAAGUAUGGCUGAACUAAAUGACCAAACAGUAGGAAUCCAUGUGAAUGGGAGAGAGAAGAAAAGACCCAAGCUGGAAAACCUACCUGAUACAGAAGACCAACAAACUCUGGACGUUAAUUCAGUCAGUGAAGGAAAUGAGACUAAUGUAGAAACUUUAGAAACAAACACUAAUUGUCUGAAACCAGAGGAAAACAGGAAUAAAGAAAACCAAGAGAUGCUUGAAGAUAAACUUACACAACCUGAAGAAAUUAAAGAUAGGCAUAUUCAAACGAUGGACUUAGUUUCUCAAGAGACUGGAGAAAAAGAGGCAGAUUUUCAGGCAGUUGACAAUGAAGUUGGGUUUAGAAAGGAAGACACCCAAGAGAAACUUGGAAAGGAUGAUAAAAUUCAAGAAGUUGUAGUCAGUGAUAGAAUCAGUGAGGUAGGAACAAAUGAGGCACUAGAUGUUCCUCAGAAGACAGCUGAAUACAGCAGUAAGGAUGCACAGAGUAGUGAUGGGAAAGAAGCAGUGGAAGUAACCCAGAAAUUAGCAGAGAAGCCCACAGAAGGCCCUGAGGCUGGUGGUCCUGAAGAAGAGCCUCCUAUUCAAGAGGGUUUCGAGAACAAAGAGCUAGAGCAACAGUCUGCGGUGUGUAAAGGCGAGGAACAGUUAGUCAGCACCUCAGCAACCACACGGGCAAUCACAGUGGAACCAGGAACAGAUGAAGUUGAGCAAGUCAAUGAGUCACGUAGCAUCGAGGAGAUAGAGGGACGUGUGGUGACUGGAGCUGAAGAACGGGCUCUAGGAAGUGACUCUGAGGCAGCUUCUACUGAGGUAGAGUUGGAGAGAAAAGAAGUUUCACAGGAAGUGCCAGUUAAAGCAGAGCCUGAAGCUCCUGCAGCAUUGCAGCCCAGCGAGCCUCCUCCUGUCCCAAUACCCAGUAUCAAUAUUAACUCAGAAAACACAGAAAAUAAAGGAGAAAUGGGUGCUUUACCAAAAACUGAAACCAUAUUGCCACAAGAGCCAGAAAAUGACACCGACUCAGGGACUGGGUCCACUGUGGAGAACAGCAGCAGUGAUUUGAAUUUGUCCAUCUCUAGCUUCCUGAGCAAAACUAAAGACAGUGGGUCAAUGUCUCUGCAAGAAACAAGAAGACAGAAGAAAACAUUGAAGAAAACACGCAAAUUUAUUGUCGAUGGUGUAGAAGUCAGUGUAACAACGUCAAAGAUAGUUACAGACAGUGACUCUAAAACGGAGGAAUUGCGGUUUCUCAGGCGUCAGGAACUUCGAGAGCUACGGUUUCUUCAAAAGGAAGAGCAGAGAGCCCAGCAGCAGCUCAAUGGCAAACUGCAGCAGCAGCGAGAGCAGAUCUUUAGGCGCUUUGAGCAGGAAAUGAUGAGUAAGAAGCGACAAUAUGACCAAGAAAUUGAGAAUCUAGAGAAGCAGCAGAAACAGACAAUUGAACGACUAGAACAAGAGCAUACAAACCGCUUGCGAGAUGAAGCCAAACGCAUCAAAGGAGAGCAAGAGAAGGAGCUGUCCAAAUUUCAGAAUAUGCUAAGAAACCGCAAAAAGGAGGUUAUAAAUGAAGUGGAAAAAGCACCCAAAGAGCUGAGAAAAGAGCUCAUGAAACGCAGGAAAGAGGAGCUUGCACAAAGCCAGCAUGCUCAGGAACAAGAAUUUGUUCAGAAGCAACAACAAGAAUUAGAUGGCUCUCUGAAAAAGAUCAUCCAACAACAGAAGGCAGAGUUGGCCAAUAUCGAGAGAGAGUGUCUGAAUAACAAGCAACAGCUCAUGAGAGCUCGAGAAGCUGCGAUUUGGGAGCUUGAGGAGCGACACUUACAGGAAAAGCACCAGCUGCUCAAGCAGCAGCUUAAGGACCAGUACUUCAUGCAGAGACACCAGCUGCUCAAGCGCCACGAGAAGGAAACAGAACAAAUGCAGCGUUAUAAUCAAAGACUUAUUGAAGAACUGAAAAACAGACAGACUCAGGAGCGAGCUAGACUGCCCAAGAUUCAACGAAGUGAAGCCAAGACACGAAUGGCCAUGUUUAAGAAAAGUUUGAGGAUUAACUCAACAGCCACACCAGACCAGGACCGUGAAAAAAUUAAACAGUUUGCUGCACAAGAAGAAAAGAGGCAGAAAAAUGAGAGGAUGGCUCAGCAUCAAAAACAUGAGAGCCAAAUGCGGGAUCUUCAGUUGCAGUGUGAAGCUAACGUCCGGGAACUUCACCAGCUGCAGAAUGAAAAAUGCCACCUGUUGGUUGAACAUGAGACUCAGAAACUGAAGGAAUUAGACGAGGAGCACAGCCAAGAGUUAAAGGAGUGGAGAGAGAAACUGAGACCAAGGAAAAAGACGCUGGAAGAAGAGUUUGCCAGGAAACUGCAAGAGCAGGAAGUGUUCUUUAAAAUGACUGGGGAGUCCGAAUGUCUUAAUCCAUCAGCGCAGAGCCGGAUCUCCAAAUUCUACCCGAUUCCCACCUUGCAUUCCACUGGGUCAUAGCAAUAGUAAACAUUCUCUGUCUGGAUUUAGCUUCUAAGUACAUCAUUGUAUUCUCUUCAUCUUCCACAGUAUGUGUGACUCACAAAGACAAUCACCUGUUUCAUCUUCUCGGUGGUUUUUAAAAUUUCUUUCUUGGAUUUUAUUGUUAAACAAAGAUGAAGGGCAGAUGAACUAAGAUAGAUGCUGGGCCAUGUUGGCAAAGUAGCAUCUUGCAGUAAUUCCCUAAGGUGAUUUUUGUAUAUUGACCUUAAAUAUUGUAUUCUUUAGACACUGUUAUUGAAAAACUGCCAGAGAAAUAAUGUUUAAAGUUAUUUGGAAAAAAAAAUCUGUUACAUCUAAGUAUUAAUAAAUAUUGUUUUACCUGAUUUGUCAAUGAUGUUAAAUUCUAUAGUUAGGAUUCUGCUGUAGAAUUGGAAUAUAUAUAUAUUUUUUUUUUUUUGGUAAACUAGCUCUUACUAAAAAGCCAUGAGUUACAGAAAUAUGCUAUUGAUUCAGUACAUAGAUAUAUUUUUAUCAUUAAACAGGAUCAAAAUCUUUUAAAAGAGAAAAGUUAUUUCAGUAAUUUGUUACAAACAUUAGCCUGUAUGGGCAGACGCUAAUAAUUGAGGUGCUAAUUUUAUUAAGAUAGUGCCUGAAACACUAAAUUUUAAGCAGAUGUAAGAUGUGGUUUUCCUUGUGCUCUACAGGAACAAAGUACCCUUCUCACUGAACAUUACUGUUUUAAAAAUUUGCUCUUAUUACUAUUUGAGAAUUACAUCCCAAAACAAAUAUUGCACAAAGUUUGGAAGAUGAAAGAACUACUUUUAAAAUGUACAUAUUGGUUGAGCUCUCCCACUUUCUCCCUAAAUAAUAACCCUACAUCUCAGAAAGUUUUGUCUACCACUAAUAGCUUAGAGGCCUCUGUGCCCAGAGCUACAGUCGUCACUACUGCUCUGAAAUUAGUCUUAGAAGAACUGUUUGUCUACAAACGAUUUUCAUUCAUAUCAGAUACACACCCAAAGUGACAUUGUAUUGUUUCAAAUAAGGUUUUUCAAGUGAAUUUUGGUUUUGUUUCAUGUUUAAAUUAAUUACUUUGAGUAGGCAAAGCCUGAAAUCUUUAUCACGUGGUUACUGGUACAUGUGAUUGUUAAUGAAAUGUUCAUUCUUUGCUUCUUUUGAAGCUCAGAAUCUCAGCCACAUGUCAGGUGAACAGUAUUAUAAACAGCACAUUUGUGAAUGAUGCUCCCUGCCUGCCAUUGGCAACCUGUUCUCUUCGAAGAGUGCUAGGUACCAUAUUGUAAACAUUUUGGGUUUUAGUUAUAUUUUGAGGUUGGUGAAAAAUAGAAAUCUCAGUUUAAUAUUGUGGGAACAGCAGUUCAUACUAAGAAAAUACAGACGUUUGCAGUGCUGUCCUGCAGUUCAUCUGAGAACUAUGGAUGCCGAACUUACUGGUUUAGAUGUUUAUAAAUGCAUGUGUAAUUUUAAUUCUGUUAUUAUUUUGACUAGCAUAGUUUUCCUGAAAAACCUUGUAGGUAGCCUUAACUUUUAGCCAAUUUUGUUUUUAUAUAAAUAUAUAUAUAUAUACAUAUAUAUAAUGUAUGGUUGUAAAUUCAUACACUUAUCACAUGAAUGUGUAACUGUAUACAGAACUCUUUAAUGCUUUAUUUUCAGAUGCUGGGUUGAAAACUGUUUGAAAGCCUUUAAAUAUAUAUCUUUAUAAAGUAAUAUUCAGGAUGAUGAUGGAAAUUGUUUAUAUUGUUAUGAUAAAAGACGGUAUUAUGUUGUCUGGUGUAUUUAACGAUUUAUUUGAAGAGGGAGAGGGAAGGAAGGCUCUCAUACCACUUUCUCCUUUGAAAUUCUCAGUUCAUUGGAUUUUUACAAAUGACUCAGUCAGUGGACUUUAUUUUCAGUAUCAUUCAGGUAAUUCAGACCUGAUUUGGUCUGAAUAUCACCCUUCCUGUUCCUUGACAUUUAGAGCAUUAUAUCUGGGAGGCAGGCUAUGUAAGGGGUGUCUCCCUGAGCCUGCCCUCCGGAUUCCCUUGCUCCUGCUUGAGUUUUCUUUCAAGCAUGGCUGUAUUCCUGUGGGUGCAGGGACUGUCCGUGGUACAUGCAGAAGGGAACACUCAUCUCAACACUUCAGGUUAUGUGUAGUAAGUGUUUUGUACUAGAACGUGCUGUUUCUAAACAAACUUGCCUGCUCCUUGUAAGGCCUUAUGUAGAUAGUAGUGACCAUUCUUCCUGCAUGAAGGUGGGGAGUGGCUGAGGGCCACAGGCUCCUUUGAAAUCUGAGAGUACAGUGAAUCCAUUCCUGAUUAGGUUGUUCGGUGGCUGUGCUGAAUGUGCCGUGCAGUGCAUAAAGGAGCUUGUCCAUGUGUGUACCCUUAACAGUCACCUCCCCUUUCCCCGCAUGCUGUGGACACACCACACCUCUGCCACACCUACAGGUCCAGCUCCUACAGCUCGAACACAGGGCUUCUCCCCAGGCCUGUCGGCCCACAGGCUGUGGGUCUCAGAAUUAGCUGCUGUUUUAGAUGGAGUCCUAGUAAGCUCUUUCUUGCCCUUCUCUGUGAGUCAGGAGGAAAUUCAGAGUGCUUUUAAUUUGCUGAAAAUAUUGGAAGCUUCCCACAUGAUAGGACAUGGCAAGUUGUAACUAAGUAAGAAGCAGAACCAGAGCUACCUCUAAGCAGUGUUUCCUAAGCACACGCUCUCAGGCAUAUGAGACCUUCCCCAUGGAGGCUCUCUGAUUUCUUGAGCAUCAGCAAGUCUCAGAAGUGACUGUUUUUUGUACUCUUUCAGGUCCCUUGUACCUUCAUGCUUUUCCCCAUUCUACACUGUGCUUAUUAAAUGAUAAAGAAGCCAAAUUUGGCCAAAUUAAUAGCUAGAAAUAUUGCAGAAUAAAAUCCCUGGAACUGCAGUGGAAGAAGAGAGCGUCAGCUCUAGAGCCUUCUGGUCCUUUCUGGAAAAUGCUUCUUGUAGGAUGCGGUGGCAUUUUCCGUGCUUCCCUUAAGUCAAACGCCACAGUCAGUGCUUCUGCUGUUGCUGCUCUUUGGCUGACAUGGUUUUGAUAACGCUUGAAAAUUUCUGCUACAAAGCUUGGAAUAGAGUGUUUUACCAGUUUCAGAUGUUGGCUGCAGCUUAAAAAUGUGAUUCUUUGCAGUGUAAUAAGUUCACAAACUAACUUUUCAAAGAGUUUUGUUUCACAUUAUGCUUCUCGUCUGUUUGGGAUCAGAAACAUGCCUUUUCAGUCACAGGACUGUCAAACAAUAAAGUUAUUUCUUAAUCUGU